Messenger RNA from Drosophila grimshawi, 2656 nucleotides. RefSeq lists its product as uncharacterized. Lineage: Eukaryota; Metazoa; Arthropoda; Insecta; Diptera; Drosophilidae. The transcript has 3 exons. The record is from RefSeq and is a predicted model, not a curated record. The coding region runs from base 259 to 2181 and encodes 640 amino acids.
UAUCAGUUGAUAUAAGCAAAUGGAAAAACAUAAGAUUUUAGCUAAAAAUAUGUGUGGCAUGUGUUGCAUGCGGCAGGCAGGCUGUUAACUGAUGGCACAUCCAUUUAAAUGCAAUUUGACCCGAUAACGAGCUGCGAUAAGCAAGCGCCGCACAUGCAACGACUAAAAGCCAAAUGAAUUUGCUAUUUACUUGGCUCACUUGUCCACUGGCUCCCGGUUGCCCGGUGGAUUCACUCGCUGUCUGGUUAUCGUCUCGUCAUGUUGUCCAGCGAUACGCAGCAAAAAGCUUACAACAUUACAUUGAUGUACGCUAUGGUCUGGACUAUUAACAGCCACUAUGCCAGAGACUCGGGCAUGCCGCUGAGCAUUGUGCAUUAUGCAACGAAGAACGAGAGUCGCGAUUUGCACAACGAUCUGAUUGAUGAAACGUUGGGCUUGGCAUCUGGCGCUGAGCGCGUCAUAUUUCUGCUGGAGAACGAACACAUUGAGGGCGAUGAGGAGACACCAUUGGAUGCACUGCCCCCGUCACCAACUAGCGGAAUAGCGGGAAGGGAAACGGCCAUUUUGCUGCUGGACAGCAUGCGGGCGUACAUGCGUCUGGAGCAGCGUAUACUUCAGCCGAAUAGCUUUUUUAAGCGAAAUGGCUACUACUGUAUUGUGUAUACGGGCCAGGAGACGCAUCGACUCACUACAAUUGCGAGGAUCUUUCGACGUUUGCUCGCCAUCUAUGUGAUCAAUGUGAAUGUGCUGCUGGGUGGCCGGGAAACUGGAAUAGUUCACGUCUACACCUACUAUCCAUAUCAAUCGGAUGGCCAAUGUCAGUCGUCGAAGCCCGUCCACUAUGCCACCUUCCGGGGUGGUUUGGGUGCACAGCCGCAGAUUCACGUGGACAAUAGCGUGGACUACUUCGAUGAAAAGGUGUACAAUAUGUAUAGCUGUGAGUUAGUCACCGCCACCUUCGAGCAUCUGCCCUUUGUCAUCAUCGAAAGGGAUCACAGUCUGGCCGAUGGAGAGCGUAUUCAUGGCAUCGAGGGAAUGAUCUAUCGCUUGCUGGCUGAACGCAUGAACUUCACCAUUAAGCUCAUCGAAGAGCCGAAUCAGAAUCGUGGCUUUUCUUUACCCAAUGGCACCUUAACGGGCACCAUGCAACUGAUCGUUAACGGUACGGCAAAUAUAACCUUCGUCUCAUCGAUGUACAAUAGGGAACGCGCCAAGUAUAUGCUUCCCAGCAUCUCGUAUACCAGUUUUCCCAUUGUGCUGUGCGUGCCCGGCGGCAGCCAGUUGACGCCGAUGCAGCGUCUGACCAAGCCGCUGGGCUAUUUCAGCUGGCUAUGCACCGUGCUCAGUGUGCUUGUUGGCUUUGGGGUAAUUGGUAUGCUGCAGUUGCUAGCAAGGCCACGACUACGUCGCUUCGUGCUCGGCGAUCACAACCGACUGCCCAGCACACAAUUGUGGUCCACGUUGCUCGGUGGCAUGCACCUGCAUCCGCCUCGUCGCAAUUUUGCGCGUUUUCUGCUAGCAAUGUGGCUGCUCCAGACGCUUGUCCUGCGCGCCGCCUAUACGGGCGACCUGUAUAUCCUGCUGCAGGAUGGACGCGUACGCACUCCGCUCCGAUCACUGGCCGAGGUGCUCGAAAAGAAGUAUAUAUUCUAUUUGGUGCCCGCAUUGCUGCCCAUAUUCCGUGAAAUGGUGCCGGAUAAUCGGAUCGUUGUGGAGCACAAUAUUGGUCAAAGGCUGAGGCAGUUGCGCGACAAUAGUGAUGUGCAAAUGGUGAUACCAUUGAUCCAGCCGAGUGUCGAUAGUUUUAACAUGGCCUCCGGUGCCGAGAAGAAUCGCCUGGCCGUGCUCAGAAUUCCACUGAUCACCGCACCGAUUACGAUGUACAUGCGACCGCAUUCGUAUUUGGAGCACCGGAUCAAUAAGCUGCUCAUCAACAUGAUGUCCUCGGGCCUGGUGCAUCGGUUCCGUCGCAUGUACCUUGAUCGCAUCGAGCAUAUCCCCGCUCAUCGCAAUCGUGCACCAACCAAACUUAGUGCCUGGCUACUGGGCGGACUCUUCGGCAUAUUUGUCCUCAUGCAACUGCUCGCCUCCAUCGUUUUCCUGCUUGAACUCGGCGCCGCCCAGCCACAGAGAUUUCGCCUGCGGCGACUGAUGAAUGCAGCCAAUCGUUAUUUGGUCUAAGCCGGUCGAAAUUUAACUCGAUUUCUUAUUUAUGCUUUCCGUAACACGGGUCUCGAGCCGGCUAGUAUACCUUCUGGUAUACAAUAUAAUCAGUUUUUUUUCCAGUAUGCUUCAGUUCCUUCUAACAUAAAUGCAAACUGGUACUCAGAAAUCAAGAGAAACAGAUGCGGCAGCAGAGCUGGUGGGAGGCAUUUGGACAACGGCAAGCCAGAUGUCUCCUAGGUUGUUGUAAUCUUAAACGAUUUAAGUAGAUUAACCAUGGGAAAGAACAAUUUUAGAAUACUUACCGGUCUAAUGACGGGACACUGUAGACUAAGAAGUCACUUAACUAGACUAGGUAUAUAUAGUAACGAACUCUGCAGGUUCUGUGAAAAAGGAAUCCUAGCAGAAUGUGUCGCACUAGCAAGAAGAAGAUGUAGCUUUCUAUCGUAGUAGUCAAAUUAUCGUAUUUCAUCCGUAUUUUUAAAUUAAAUUU